AAUUCAGAAAUAAAUCAACUUGAAACUUGAUUUUCUGCACUGCUGUUUAUAGGUGACACAUGUCAAGUCAAGUCAUGUGUGAAAGAGGCUUCAAUCCUCUACAACAUGGAACUAUAUACAUAGUCACUGGCACCCUGGCAAACGAGAGAAGUUAGAAACACUGACGUCUAUUAAAAGGCCUCAAUCUUUGCCCAAACCUGACAUCAUUUCCACAUCCCAUAGACGUCAUAUCACCCUCCAUUCAUCCGGGUUGCACAACGCAAACAGAGUGUCUAGUCUGACCCGCACAGGACUGAAGUUGUGGUUUCGUGAAUGCGUUAAAAUUGUAUAUUCUACUGAUCCAGGGAGACUCUAGGGACAGUGAUUUUAUCAAACUAGGGACAGAAAGGAUGUGAUCGAUUGAAACUAUUUCUCUUCGAAAAGGCAGGGAAUUUGCAGCUGUUGCUAGAAUAGCCGUCAUUAAUAUUACUUGAUGACAUCAAAGUUUACAUACAGGAUACAAGAUUGCUGACUACUGCCCCUGGACGUUAUAAAGAUAUCCUCUACUGAGGGCAGCAAACAUCAUUGGAUGGUGUCGGAUAAAGCAGUGAUGUCACCCAUGUGAUAAUGAGUAUCGGUGUUGGCAGGCAAGCUUCGGAAGAGACAGGUUAGAAUCAUCUGAGCUGGCUCACCAUAACGACAGGCAAGGCAAGCCGGAGGGCAUGUAUGCAGCAAUAGAGAGAGCUUCACAGAGCUAAAAUGUCAACAUGACACCACGUCUCGUGCUGCCAUCCAGUUCCAGCCACCUCCAACUGAAUGCGCAUUGGCAAAACUUUGUGUGAAGCGGCAUUCAUUAAUUACAAACGGACAUACACAGGGAUAUUCAGUUACCUGGACUUCGGUGAUAUCACAGUGAAGGAUCAUUUAAGUCAUAGGCAUUGACAAGAAAUCUACUGGUUGUUGACUGCUGUGUCGCGCGACGCUAUGUGAAUGGUAUUUUCAAGUGUGUGUACUUUUUUAUACAGUUGAUUUUCGAAUUGAGAAGCUUCCAAGACAGGAUAAUGUGUACCUCUCUAUGAUCUAGAGUAGAUGUGAAAAUAAUUACAAUGAAGCACAUUGGUCACUAUAUGCGGUCCAGGACUCGAUGGGCAAGACUCUUAGUCCUCUGUUCAGCCUUUGUGAUAGGAGGGAUAUGCCAUUUCUAUUUCAACUUCGAUCAAGUGUUCAGGAACUCUUGCAGCAAGAUCCCGCGGCUAAAGAGCGGUGACAGUCAUGUUCACAUUGAUGGAACAUGGCAACAUUCGGGUCACGCAAGGCACUUAUUACAGACAAAUCUUACUGGGGAACCAUCUACGGACCAAGGAACGGAAUCAACGACGGCAACGAUAAAUGUGACAACUACCGCUCAGUCUAAUGGAAUCUAUCCUAUAGAUAUUUUUUCUGUAGAACAGAAGAAAAAUGGCGCAAUCGUACUUCACAUCAUUUUAAUGGUCUACAUGUUUGUCGCGCUCGCCAUUGUCUGUGAUGAGUUCUUCGUGCCUGCGCUAAGCGUCAUCACGGAUAAACUCAGCUUGUCGGACGAUGUUGCCGGUGCCACUUUCAUGGCCGCCGGAGGAAGCGCCCCGGAACUUUUCACCAGCCUCAUUGGGGUCUUCAUUGCACAGAGCGAUGUUGGUGUUGGGACAAUCGUCGGUUCCGCCGUCUUCAACAUCCUUUUCGUCAUUGGGAUGUGUGCAACUUUCAGUAAAGGAGUUCUUUCAUUAACAUGGUGGCCUCUUUUCAGAGAUUGUUUGUUUUAUUCUAUCAGUCUGUCCUUGUUACUGUACUCCUUUUCAGACACACGCAUAGAGUGGUAUGAGUCCUUGUGCCUACUUCUCAUAUACAUUUUAUAUGUCCUCUUCAUGAAGUUCAAUGUGCCCAUCGAGCGCUGGGUCAAGUCAAGACUUCUACGGAAAAAAGUUAGUGCAAUUAAAGAGAUUCCUCCUAUUAUUCAACACGAGGUGAAAACGGUAAGUUGGAUUGAAUUAGAAGUGUUGGUCUUCUUUAGUGGAGAUUUUCUUCUCUGCUCUCUCUGGCUCUGCUGCUGCACAGUUUAUUCUUUUUUUCACUACAGAGUUCCAGCCUGUCUUGUAGACUAAUUUCUUGUGUGAUUUUCUCUUGUUCAAUAUCACACAAUUAUUUGUUAUGCAAUUCUCCUUCAAUUCCAUUUUAAGAUGUGGUUGAAUUGCUUUCUAACGAUUCCAUUUUCUUCUUUGAGACAUUGUUUAAAUUGAAAUUUCUGAUCUCUCUCUCUCUCUGAACUAACAACUAAUGAAUCUAAACAUUUCUUUGAGUUGUUCUCCUAAGUUGAUAUUGGUUUUUUAUAGUUGCUCAGUAUUUUAUCUAUUUUAUUAACAUUUUGACUAUAAAGUUAUGAUCUCGCUAUCUCUCUUCCUCUGUACGCCAACUAAUUUUCAUUUACAUUUCUCCUUAUGAGUUUUCCACAGAAGUUUGAAGUUCUUCUUGUUCUGUUAGUUAUCUCGCAUAUUCUAAAUACCUUUCUACCUUUUAAGCCCUUUUGACAUUGCACUUAUAUUAUAAGGCCUUUAAAGAUGUUGCUUUCUUAUGAUCAAAAUAAUUCAUUACAUGGGAUGCCGGGUGAAUUCACUGCCAAAAGGAGUUGACGAAAUUUUCCCACAAACAAUGAAACAAAGUUUGGGUGGUGAAAUAAAAAAAUAGCCCCCACAUUUCCCCCCCUCCUUGCACAGCAAAAACUGUGGUGUUAACCAGUGU
This is a messenger RNA of Lytechinus variegatus (green sea urchin), 2751 nucleotides long. Its product is annotated as sodium/potassium/calcium exchanger 2-like. Gene Ontology annotation, molecular function: calcium channel activity; calcium, potassium:sodium antiporter activity. The transcript is spliced from 3 exons. The record is from RefSeq and is a predicted model, not a curated record. The coding region runs from base 1086 to 2117 and encodes 343 amino acids. Gene Ontology annotation, cellular component: membrane. Gene Ontology annotation, biological process: calcium ion transmembrane transport; intracellular calcium ion homeostasis. NCBI's taxonomy places the organism in Eukaryota, Metazoa, Echinodermata, Echinoidea, Temnopleuroida, Toxopneustidae.